Messenger RNA from Salvelinus sp. IW2-2015, 1491 nucleotides. The record is from RefSeq and is a predicted model, not a curated record. Lineage: Eukaryota; Metazoa; Chordata; Actinopteri; Salmoniformes; Salmonidae.
CUUAAGAUUUUGAGAAAAUUAACAACCAAGGAAUCAUUUUUACUUGUCAAACCCCGGCCUGGUCUGUUAGGUAUGUUUCGUUAGCGUUCCCGGAAGUCUCGUGAUGUAGCACCUCUGGGUUUAGAAACUCUGUGAGUACAGUUUGAGACCAUAGGACUGCAGCGUACGCCCUUUGCGACUAUACUGUCAAUGGCGAACGAUACGGCAACGUCGGCAAGCGGUAGCAAGGAGAAGAUGGCGGAGGAAGAUACACAUGCAGAGAAAUUCAAGGAGAAGGCGAAUAAUUACUUUAAAGAGAGAGACUAUGAGAACGCGAUCAAAUACUACACGGAGGCGUUGGAGCUCAACCCGUCCAGCGCCAUCUACUUCUCCAACCGCAGCCUGGCGUACCUGCGGACAGAGUGCUAUGGCUACGCUCUGGCCGACGCCACCAAGUGUCUGGAGAUCGACCAGAACUACAUCAAGGGUUACUACCGCCGAGCCACGUCCAACAUGGCCCUGGGCAAGUUCAAGGCUGCACUCAAGGACUACGAGACGGUAGUGCGCGUGCGACCUAACGAUAAGGACGCUAAGAUGAAGUACCAGGAGUGCAACAAGAUCGUGAAGCGGAAAGCCUUCGAGAGAGCCAUUGCUAGCGACGAGAUUAAGAGAUCAGUCGUAGACUCCCUAGACAUCGAAAACAUGAUGAUCGAGGACCAGUACACAGGACCGAAGCUGGAAGAAGGGAAGGUGACAAUGAGGUUCAUGAAAGAGAUGAUGGAGUGCUUCAAAGACCAGAAGAAACUGCAUAGAAAGUGUGCUUAUCAGAUUCUGAUCCAAGUCAAAGAACUCUUAUCCAAACUACCCAGUCUAAUUGAGAUCACAUUAAAAGAGACAGAAAAGAUAACCAUUUGUGGCGACACACAUGGACAGUUCUACGAUCUUAUAAACAUCUUUGAGCUGAACGGCUUACCCUCUGAGACCAACCCCUAUCUAUUUAAUGGAGACUUUGUGGACCGUGGUUCGUUCUCCCUAGAGGUCAUCCUGACUCUGUUUGGCUUCAAGCUGCUCCUCCCUGACUCCUUCUACCUCCUCAGAGGUAACCACGAGACUGACAACAUGAACCAGAUGUAUGGUUUUGAGGGGGAGGUGAAGGCCAAGUACACCGCUCAGAUGUUCACGCUCUUCAGUGAGGUCUUCCAGUGGCUGCCUCUGGCCCAGUGCAUCAAUGGAAAAGUCCUGGUGAUGCACGGGGGCUCUUCAGUGAGGACGGAGUGAUGCUGGAUGAUCUGAGAAGAUCGACAGGAACAGACAGCCCCCAGACUCUGGUCCUAUGUGUGAUCUUCUCUGGUCAGAUCCACAGCCACAGAAUGGCCGUGUGUCUCUAAGCGAGGUGUGAGCUGUCAGUUUGGCUGACGUCACCGAGCGGUUCCUAGACCAGAACAAUCUGGAUUACAUCGUCCGCAGUCACGAGGUCAAGGCAGAGGGUUAUGAGGUCACACACUCAGGGAA